AGAUCGCGGCGGCAAUUUACGCUUCAGUUGAAGAUAGGCGAAACGAAAGCGGGUCUGUCCAGGAGUGUAAGCAAGCAUGUCUCCUGAAGGCUUUGGCUUUCCUUCAUUUAUUUCAGCUCAGCUUCAUUAUCUCGUUAAUAAUUUCCCUGAAACCAUCAAGGUUGAACAGGUAUGGUCUGGUUGCAAGCACUCGGGAAGUCUUGAUCGGUUCACCUUGCAAAUCCCUUACUGUCUUGACACUAUCAAAUGGGAUGUUAUAGACAAUGCAGACUUUCCACUGGCUGCACCUGAUGUUAUAUUUGGCCCUGAAGACGAAGAGUUUCAUCCAUUUCUUGAUGAUACCUCUGCUGAUGUCACCGCAACCAAGCAUAGUUUAUCAAAUUGGAACAACAAAGAUCCCACACGGCUUUUGGCUCUCGUUCAGGAAUUGAGGGAUCAGUACAUGUCCUACCAGAGGAAGCGUGUUGGAGAGGUGGAUGAUGAUCGAUUGAAAUUUGAAAUUAGUACCAUGUUAUCCAGGGAGGGUAUUGAAAUGCAUCUGAGUUCAGGUGUUGAAAAGGCAGGGGAAGUCAAAUUUUCUGUACCUCUUUUGGACAUGAAUAUAAACAAAAUGCUGGUCGGGUGUCCAUGGAGACAUCAAGAGAGGAUAUACUUGCAGGUUAUAUUUCCUGUUAAUAGGAAGUAUGUUUCUGCUCCUUCAGCCCCUCGUCUAAAAUUAAUGUCAACUGCCGAGUUAAAGUCUCUAUUUUCUGUUGAUGAUGUCAAACUUCCUCCUUGGCUGGAUGGAAUGUGCAUGGCCGAAUAUCUUCCCCAUCUGGAAGAGUCCCUUGAGAGACAGGUCUUGGAGGCAGUCUCAUUAAUUGAUGUCAGAAGGCGUUUUAUUGAAGCUGUAGCCACUCCAUUAGGAAGACCGGUAGAAACUGAUUCAGUUGUUUACAGAAAGGCUAUGUUUUUUGUUGCCUCUGGAGCUUUCUCCUUCCUGGUGCUAUUUUUCUUUUCUACACAGUUUCCAAAACAGCAGCCUGCUUUGAUGCUUCAAAGUUCCCUGUAUUUCAACUCUCAAAGUAUGCCAAUCAAGUCUCCUCUUCUAACAGAAUAUCCGUGGAGUCCAAGAUGGGAAGCAUCCAAGAUGGCUGAGCGUAUAUUCGACUUUUUGGUGGAAGAAUGUGUCAACUUCAAAAAAUACUGCAGCGAAGGUCAUCUUCAACACUGAGGGAGUCCCAUGAAAAAGAUUAUUUCAUUCAAGUUGUGUAAAUCUUUGAUGUAUAACAUUGUGGAUGAAGAUGGGUACUUAUUGAGAAAUUAUUUUAGUGUGAAAUGACCUUCAAUACAUGUAUGUGUUCAUGAAGAAAUAGGAAAUCAAUCUUCAAUUUGAUUGAUUUAAA
This is a messenger RNA of Mangifera indica (mango), 1385 nucleotides long. Its product is annotated as BRISC and BRCA1-A complex member 2-like. The transcript has 13 exons. Gene Ontology annotation, biological process: double-strand break repair. The record is from RefSeq and is a predicted model, not a curated record. Gene Ontology annotation, cellular component: BRCA1-A complex; BRISC complex. Lineage: Eukaryota; Viridiplantae; Streptophyta; Magnoliopsida; Sapindales; Anacardiaceae. The coding region runs from base 77 to 1213 and encodes 378 amino acids.